Molecule: messenger RNA, 1836 nt
Organism: Chironomus riparius
Lineage: Eukaryota; Metazoa; Arthropoda; Insecta; Diptera; Chironomidae
Source: the annotation of a GenBank genome assembly
AUGAUAGUUCAAAAAAAGUUCAAUUCACGUACCCUUGCAAGACAAGGCAAGACUUGUGCGGAAUGUGACAAAUUAAAAGUACAGAUUCAACAUGCAAAGAAUGAAGGCAAGCGAAACAAAUUAAUAGCUCAAAAAGAUGAGCAUUUAAAAGAUGUGGAAAAUGUUAAGAGGCUUUUUGAUUCAGAUAAAGAGAGAGCCGAUGAUGAUUAUUUCGUUUACACGUUUGAUCUCCAAAAAGUGCUUAUUCUUCUAGUACUAACAACAAGUGUUGCAUAUUAUAAGCAAAAAUUCAAUUUAUAUUAUCUUGGUGUUCAUCCUUUUCCAAACAACCAGGAUACGAGCAAGCGAAACAAAUUAAUAGCUCAAAAAGAUGCGCAUUUAAAAGAUGUGGAAAAUGUUAAGAGGCUUUUUGAUUCAGAUAAAGAGAGAGCCGAUGAUGAUUAUUUCGUUUACACGUUUGAUCUCCAAAAAGUGCUUAUUCUUCCAGUACUAACAACAAGUGUUGCAUAUUAUAAGCAAAAAUUCAAUUUAUAUAAUCUUGGUGUUCAUCCUUUUCCUAACAGCCAGGAUAUGAGUAUGUUUAUUUGGUCAGAGAUUGAGGGAUCUAAAGGCCCAGAAGAAAUUUCAAGUUGUUUGGUCAAGUUUUUAAAGGAUCAUGCGUCAUCAGCUUCACACAUUGUUUCUUAUUCCGAUAGAGCAGGAGGCCAAAAUCGUAAUAUCAAAAUUAUUUUGGCAUUAUUACGUCUUCUUAGCGAUCCGACAAUGCAAGCUGAAAUAAUCGAUGUAAAACAAGGCAAGACUUGUGCGGAAUGUGACAAAUUAAAAGUACAGAUUCAACAUGCAAAGAAUGAAGGCAAGCGAAACAAAUUAAUAGCUCAAAAAGAUGCGCAUUUAAAAGAUGUGGAAAAUGUUAAGAGGCUUUUUGAUUCAGAUAAAGAGAGAGCCGAUGAUGAUUAUUUCGUUUACACGUUUGAUCUCCAAAAAGUGCUUAUUCUUCCAGUACUAACAACAAGUGUUGCAUAUUAUAAGCAAAAAUUCAAUUUAUAUAAUCUUGGUGUUCAUCCUUUUCUAAACAGCCAGGAUACGAGUAUGUUUAUUUGGUCAGAGAUUGAGGGAUCUAAAGGCCCAGAAGAAAUUUCAAGUUGUUUGGUCAAGUUUUUAAAGGAUCAUGCGUCAUCUGCUUCACACAUUGUUUCUUAUUCCGAUAGAGCAGGAGGCCAAAAUCGUAAUAUCAAAAUUAUUUUGGCAUUAUUACGUCUUCUUAGCGAUCCGACAAUGCAAGCUGAAAUAAUCGAUGUAAAACAAGGCAAGACUUGUGCGGAAUGUGACAAAUUAAAAGUACAGAUUCAACAUGCAAAGAAUGAAGGCAAGCGAAACAAAUUAAUAGCUCAAAAAGAUGCGCAUUUAAAAGAUGUGGAAAAUGUUAAGAGGCUUUUUGAUUCAGAUAAAGAGAGAGCCGAUGAUGAUUAUUUCGUUUACACGUUUGAUCUCCAAAAAGUGCUUAUUCUUCCAGUACUAACAACAAGUGUUGCAUAUUAUAAGCAAAAAUUCAAUUUAUAUAAUCUUGGUGUUCAUCCUUUUCUAAACAACCAGGAUACGAGUAUGUUUAUUUGGUCAGAGAUUGAGGGAUCUAAAGGCCCAGAAGAAAUUUCAAGUUGUUUGGUCAAGUUUUUAAAGGAUCAUGCGUCAUCUGCUUCACACAUUGUUUCUUAUUCCGAUAGAGCAGGAGGCCAAAAUCGUAAUAUCAAAAUUAUUUUGGCAUUAUUACGUCUUCUUAGCGAUCCGACAAUGCAAGCUGAAAUAAUCGAUGUAAAGUAUUUAAUUUCUGGCCAUUGA